AUGGUGAGGCAACCAGAAUUUCCAGAAUUAACUUGUCUCAAGGACUUAACAUUGAAUGUUGUCGCAAGUGAUCGGCAAAGCCUCCUUGAUUUGACUAAAUUGAUAGAGCGGUCUCCUUUCUUGCAUAGAUUUACAUUGGAGCUAAGAUGGGCACGAGUGCCAUGUCUGAGGAAUAUGCAGAAGGUUAAUAGAUGUCCUCAUCAGUGCCUUAAGGUGGUGAAAUUUUCUGGGUUCGUUGGGUCUAGUAUCGACACUGAGCUUGCCAUGUACUUCACUGAGAAUGCCGUUGCGCUUGAAACGUUUAUCGUCGAUCUAAUAAAGGUUGUCGUUGAAGAAUCCACUCUAUUGUCUGAAUUUGUUACAACCCAGAAACAAUUGAAGGCAGCAAGAAAGCGUGCAUUGCAGAUUGGUAAAAAACUACCUCCAGGAGCUGAGUUAAUUGUUUUGUAA
Prunus mume (Japanese apricot) is the source of this 450-nucleotide messenger RNA. RefSeq lists its product as uncharacterized. Lineage: Eukaryota; Viridiplantae; Streptophyta; Magnoliopsida; Rosales; Rosaceae. The record is from RefSeq and is a predicted model, not a curated record.